AUGGAACAAAAUAUUAAGACUACACUUUUUAUUAAAAUUACUACGUUUAUCCUUUUAUGUUGGAUAUGUCAUUUUUGUAUUUAUAUAAGUACUCUUAAAAAAACUUUGGAUGAAAAAAAGAAUAAUCGUAGUAUAUUACAUGCAAGGACUUAUCGCUUACUAGCAAUAUACAAGAAGGAUAAUGAUUCAAGUACUUUAUGUUUAAAAGAAGAAAUGUCAAUUAAUGGUAUGCAUGAAAUAAAUGAUAUAACUAAUAAUGAGAAGGAUGAUUUGGGGAAAAAAAAAAGAUCAAAUGAAUGUCCCUCAAAGUGUGCAGGAGGUUAUAAAAGACCUACGAAAAAUAAAUCUUGUACAUUUGAAACAAAAAAAUAUUCUCAUACCGAAAAAAAAAUAUUCAAAGAACUUGAUUAUACGGAUUUUCUUAAAAAUAACAAGGCAAUCAGUGAUAAGAUUUACAACAAAAUAAUACUUAAAAAAUUCGGAUUGCGAAUUUUUUUACCUGUGUUAAUCUUCUUGUUUUUAUUAAUAAUAUUUAUACUAGAAAUAUCACUGAAUUCUGUAAAACCCAAAAGUACUUUAUUGUCUGAAUUAGGAUUAAACAAGGAAUUUUUAAAUCUCUUAAGCGAAGGAGAAUGGAAAUCAUUUUUAUCAGUUUUGAAAAAUUUAGGAGGGUUUUUAAAACACAGUGUAUCUGAUUCUGAGGGCACAGCUACAUGUAUUAUGUGUGAUACAGCAAAUAGUGUUAGUGAUGCAUGCAUAUUAGGACAAUUUUUCCGUAUUCUAAUAUAUUUCGUACCUUUCAUUAUAUUAAGUAUUACUGUAAUAAUAGGAAUUAUUUAUUAUCAUAAAAAAGUCAACAAAUAUGAAAAAAUUAAAUACAGAAAAAGAUAA
Messenger RNA from Plasmodium malariae, 891 nucleotides. Its product is annotated as fam-l protein. The transcript is spliced from 2 exons. The record is from RefSeq and is a predicted model, not a curated record. The coding region runs from base 1 to 891 and encodes 296 amino acids. Lineage: Eukaryota; Apicomplexa; Aconoidasida; Haemosporida; Plasmodiidae.